This is a messenger RNA of Histoplasma mississippiense, 951 nucleotides long. RefSeq lists its product as hypothetical. The coding region runs from base 1 to 951 and encodes 316 amino acids. Lineage: Eukaryota; Fungi; Ascomycota; Eurotiomycetes; Onygenales; Ajellomycetaceae. Gene Ontology annotation, cellular component: nucleolar ribonuclease P complex. Gene Ontology annotation, molecular function: RNA binding. The record is from RefSeq and is a predicted model, not a curated record. The transcript is spliced from 2 exons. Gene Ontology annotation, biological process: tRNA processing.
AUGUUCUAUGAUCUGAAUAUCUCCUACACGCCCAACGACCCUGAAAUCUCCAACACUCUCCUGUUUCUUGCUGAACUCGGCUACACAACAGUAGCCCUCUCCCAAUCUAUCUCUGGCAAACUCCCCGCAGACCUCUCCCCCGCUCCUUUUCCCGCGAAUGCCCCUAAAUCCCUCACCCUCCUCUCCCGAAUAACAGUCACCGUCUCCGACCCGGCCCAAAACCAGCGCCUCACCCCUCUCUCACAACAUUUCUCCCUCAUCGCCCUUCGGCCCCUGAACGAAAAAUGCCUCACCCUCGCCUGCAACAGUCUUGACUGCGACAUUAUCUCCCUCGACCUCUCCGCCCGCCUCCCCUUCCAUUUCAAAUUCAAAACCCUCGCCGCUGCCAUCGCCCGUGGCAUCCGGCUGGAGAUCUGCUAUGGCCCCGGCGUAACGGGUAGCGGCGCGGAGGCACGCAGGAAUCUAAUUGGUAAUGCCGCAUCGCUAAUACGCGCGACGCGCGGGCGCGGGCUUAUUAUCUCGAGCGAAGCGAAGAGGGCGCUGGGGGUGCGCGCACCUUUUGAUGUGGUUAAUUUGGCCUGUGUAUGGGGGUUAACGCAGGAGAGGGGAAAGGAGGCGCUGUGCGAUGAAGCGAGGAAGGUUGUGGCAUUGGCCGGGAUGAAGCGAAGGAGCUGGAGGGGGAUUGUGGAUGUUGUGUAUGGAGGGGAGAAGCUAGUGAAGGAGGGGAAGGAUACGAAGGAUAACAGCAGCAACAGGAAUCAGAGUCGGGGGAAUGGGAAUGGAAUUGGGGUGAAGAGGAAAGCUGAUGCUGAGACUGAAUCGAAUGCUGAGCCGCAGGCGCCGUUGUCAAAACGGGAAUUGAAACGGAGGGCCAAGCGGGCAAAACUUCAGGGGUUGAGUGCCGAUGAUAACUCGACAGCAAUUCCGAUGCAUGAGGGAGAUAAACCAUGA